AUGAUAUUAUUUAGAAAAUCUAGAUUUCAAACCAAGCCGUUGAUUCCUUUUUCUUUUAUCACCUCUCUCUCUCUCUCUCUCUCUCUCUCUUUAAUUAUUAAUCACACGCUCUCUUUCUGGUUCUCUUUUUCUUUCACUCCAUUGCUCUCUUCAUCUCUCCUAUUCUUUUUGACUCUCUUUCUCUCUUCUUAUUUUUCCCUUCUCCUUUCUAUUUCAAUCACUUCACCUCUUUUUAUUCUUUCUCUUUGUCUUUCAAUGCUAUUCUCUCUUCAUCUCCCCAUUUUUUUUCUAUUUCUUCUCUCUCUCCCUCAUAAUAUUUUUUGUGUCUUCUUUCUCUUUGUCUCUCUCCUUCUUUCCCAACUUUCUUUCUCUCUCGCUAUCCUUGUUGUACAUUUCAUUCACUUUCUUUCUUCACAUGAUUAUCUUUUUUUCUCUCUCACUUUUAUAGUUUCCUCCUCUUUAGCUCAUUCAAUUUUGUCUUUAUUUAUCUGUUGCUUCCCUCUUUUUGUAUUUUUCAGCUUUUCUUUCCCUUACUAUCUCUCUCUCUUUUACUCUUGCUGUUUUUCACUUUUGUCAUUGUUCUUUUUUUCUUUUUCUUUUUCUUCUUCGUCUUCUUCCUCCUCUCUCUCUCUCUCUCUCUCUCUCUCUCUCUCUCUCCAUUGCUUUUUCACUUCUCUUCUUUAA
This is a messenger RNA of Acanthosepion pharaonis, 684 nucleotides long. NCBI's taxonomy places the organism in Eukaryota, Metazoa, Mollusca, Cephalopoda, Sepiida, Sepiidae. The record is from the annotation of a GenBank genome assembly.